AUGCCUGGUGGAAAGGGAAAGUCUAUCGGCGGAAAGGCUGGUUCAAAGGACUCUGCGGGGAAGGCUCAGAAGUCCCACAGCGCAAAGGCCGGUCUGCAGUUCCCUUGUGGUCGUGUUAAGCGUUUCUUGAAGAACAACACGCAAAAUAAGAUGCGCGUUGGCGCUAAAGCCGCCGUUUAUGUUACCGCUGUGUUGGAGUACUUGACUGCUGAAGUUCUCGAGCUUGCCGGAAAUGCCGCCAAGGACCUCAAGGUCAAGCGCAUCACCCCCCGCCACUUGCAGCUUGCCAUCCGUGGAGACGAAGAGUUGGACACUCUCAUCCGCGCCACCAUUGCUUUCGGUGGUGUCUUGCCACGCAUCAACCGUGCGCUGCUGUUGAAGGUGGAGCAGAAGAAGAAAAACAAGACUGAGGCUUAA
This is a messenger RNA of Aspergillus bombycis, 417 nucleotides long. It is a transcript of the gene htz1, whose product is annotated as histone H2AZ. Bases 1 to 417 code for a protein of 138 amino acids. Gene Ontology annotation, cellular component: nucleosome. The transcript is spliced from 3 exons. NCBI's taxonomy places the organism in Eukaryota, Fungi, Ascomycota, Eurotiomycetes, Eurotiales, Aspergillaceae. The record is from RefSeq and is a predicted model, not a curated record. Gene Ontology annotation, molecular function: structural constituent of chromatin; protein heterodimerization activity; DNA binding.